UUGAUAGAAGGACUGCCUGAUAUUCGGAGAGAUAACUUCUCCGGAAAAUCUGAUAGUAUAAAUACCGGAGAAGUAACACCCUCGUAUCGUCAGAGACGCUGACAACCCCUGUAAAAUUCUGUUUGGGCUUUACCUCCUGUAUUUGAGCACUUGACAUGAGUAUGUUAUUCUGAUGAGUUUUCAAAUUUGUUGCGAUGAGCGAACCAUUAGAUGAUAAAUACACAAGAUUAUCAUUUGUAAAUUGAGCAUUAGGUCGGUUGAUUUGACCCAUAAGCAUAAAUAUAUCCCCGAUGGAAAGAGGAAGUCCGUAAUUGGGUUCGAUUUUAUAAUCAAAUGUAA
Messenger RNA from Rodentolepis nana, 339 nucleotides. NCBI's taxonomy places the organism in Eukaryota, Metazoa, Platyhelminthes, Cestoda, Cyclophyllidea, Hymenolepididae. The record is from the annotation of a GenBank genome assembly.